Molecule: messenger RNA, 3971 nt
Organism: Oryzias melastigma (Indian medaka)
Lineage: Eukaryota; Metazoa; Chordata; Actinopteri; Beloniformes; Adrianichthyidae
Gene: grm6b
Product: glutamate receptor, metabotropic 6b
Exons: 11
Coding region: 684-3413 (909 amino acids)
Biological process (GO): G protein-coupled glutamate receptor signaling pathway; regulation of synaptic transmission, glutamatergic
Cellular component (GO): membrane
Molecular function (GO): adenylate cyclase inhibiting G protein-coupled glutamate receptor activity
Source: RefSeq, a predicted model, not a curated record
UUUGUUGGUUGAUUUUCUCCACCAUUGUGUCCGUGUUGACGGGAUUGUGAGAGUGAGGUUGGUGUGUUGAUGGUAGAGAGAGGGAAGAAUCAAAUUGCUGCUCCUCUAAUCUCUCAAAGUGACAGAGCGGAGCCGUUCAGCAUUUGCUUCAGCUGUAUUAAAAAUAAAAAAAAGAGGACGGGCCGGUCCACCUUUCUUCACAGACGCCUGCAUGAUAAUCCCAAUCUGAGGCCAUUAGUGCGCUGAGAGAGUGAGCAAGGGUUCACCAGAGAGAGGCAGACCCGGCGAGGAGGGAGGGAGGGGACAGAUGAGAAGGAGCCACAGAGAGGGAGAGCUUUUAAGGGAUUUGGCAGUGAUUUGUGGAAUCUCACUGCUGUAAUGUUGCACUUCUCCCUGGCUCUGCCACAAAACCCAGACAGCCGAAAGCCCUUUCUUUGCAUUUGAUCUUUAGAUUUUUUUAUUUUAAUUUUUACUCAAACCGUCAUUUGUACGGAGUUCAGCUUAUUUCCGAUGCUGAACAGGAGACUCUUUGGGAUGACUGAAGAUUUACUUCAGGAGCUGGACUUCAAAUAAAUGCAGACAUUUAGGACAAUAGUUGGAGGAGCUCCUGUGACGAGGGGGUGAAAACCAGAGCGAUCCAUGAAGAAUGGGCAGGUGUCAAAGGUAGAGGCAGCGGCCUGGAGAUGUCAGAACCUCUGCUGGACAGCAUCAUGUCACCAGAGGCGCCUUCUCGCCCUUUAUCCCUCUGGAUCGGUGUCUCAUUGAUAUACCAGACAUGGCUUCAGCUGUUCUGGGUUCUGUCAGUGGGCAUCGGUUCUGUCUCCGAAGCCCAACAGGGCACCCAGCCUCAAUCCAUCAAAAUCGAAGGGGACAUCACCCUGGGAGGGCUCUUCCCCAUGCACUCUCGAGGGCCUGUGGGGGUUCCCUGCGGUGAGAUCAAGAGAGAGAAGGGGAUCCACAGACUGGAGGCCAUGCUGUACGCCCUGGACCAGAUCAACAGUGACCCCGACCUGCUGCCCAACAUCACUCUUGGGGCCAGGAUCCUGGACACCUGCUCCAGGGACACCUACGCCCUGGAGCAGUCUCUCACCUUUGUCCAAGCCCUGAUUCAGAAGGACAACUCCGACGUGCGCUGCUCAAACGGAGAGCCUCCCAUCAUCCCCAAACCCGAGAGGGUGGUCGGAGUGAUCGGGGCGUCAGGGAGCUCCGUAUCCAUCAUGGUCGCCAACGUUCUCCGGCUCUUUGCGAUCCCCCAGAUCAGCUACGCCUCGACGGCCCCGGAGCUGAGCGACAACAGCCGCUACGAGUUCUUCUCCAGAGUGGUCCCUCCCGACUCCUACCAGGCCCAGGCCAUGGUGGACAUCGUCAAAGCCAUGGGCUGGAACUAUGUGUCCACUUUGGCCUCGGAGGGCAACUAUGGAGAGAGCGGCGUGGACGCCUUUCUGCAGAUCUCCAGAGAAGCAGGGGGACUGUGCAUUGCCCAGUCUAUAAGGAUCCCCAGAGAACCCAGACCAGGAGAGUUUGAGAAGGUCAUCAAGAGACUCAUGGAGACUUCCAACGCUCGCGGGGUCAUCAUCUUUGCCAACGAGGAUGACAUCAAGCGGGUGUUGCAAGCUGCAAAAAAAGCCAACCUGACGGGACACUUCCUCUUUGUGGGAUCUGACAGCUGGGGGGCCAAAAGCUCCCCCAUAGAAAACCAGGAGGAGGUAGCCGAGGGAGCUGUCACCAUUCUGCCCAAAAGAGCCUCUAUUGACGGAUUCGACCAGUACUUCACUUCCAGAUCAUUGGAAAACAACAGGAGAAACAUCUGGUUUGCUGAAUUCUGGGAGGAUGACUUUAAGUGCAAGCUAACACGGCCUGGCAUAAAGUAUGACCCCGGCAGGAGAAAGUGUACAGGUGAGGAAAGAAUCAGUCGGGAUUCUCAGUAUGAACAGGAAGGAAAAGUGCAGUUUGUGAUCGACGCGGUGUACGCCAUGGCCCACGCCUUGCACAACAUGCACCUGGACCUCUGUCCCAGCUCUACAGGCGUCUGCGAAAAGAUGGACCCCGUGGAAGGGCGCAUGCUCCUCCAGUACAUUCGCUCUGUAAACUUCAACGGCAGCGCAGGAACUGGAGUGAUGUUUAACGAGAACGGAGAUGCUCCUGGUCGCUAUGACAUCUUCCAGUACCAAAUGUCCAAUAUCAGCAACCCUGGAUACAAAGUCAUCGGCCAGUGGACAAACCAUCUUCGACUCAACGUGGAAGAAAUGCAGUGGUCAGGAGGUGAACGCAGGAUCCCGGAGUCGGUGUGCAGCUUCCCGUGUGAGCCCGGGGAGAGGAAGAAGAUGGUGAAGGGGGUCCCCUGCUGCUGGCAUUGUGAGCUCUGUGAUGGCUACCAGUACCAACUGGAUGAGUUCACGUGUGACAUGUGCCCGUUUGACAUGAGACCCCUGAAGAACCGCACAGGAUGCAGGCCGACUCCCAUCAUCAAGCUGGAGUGGAGUUCUCCAUGGGCCAUCAUCCCCGUCUUCUUAGCCAUCCUGGGAAUCCUCGCAACAUCUGGAGUCAUCGGCACCUUCAUCCGCUUCAACGACACCCCCAUCGUUCGGGCCUCCGGGAGAGAGCUCAGCUAUGUGCUGCUGACGGGCAUCUUCCUCAUCUACCUCAUCACCUUCCUCAUGAUUGCAGAGCCCUGCGUAGUGGUGUGCGCCUUCCGCAGGCUGCUGUUGGGGCUCGGCAUGUGCAUCAGCUACGCUGCCAUGCUCACCAAGACGAACCGGAUCUACCGCAUCUUUGAACAGGGAAAGAAGUCAGUCACACCGCCCAAGUUCAUCAGCCCCACCUCUCAGCUGAUCAUCACCUUCAUACUCAUCUCAGUUCAGGUCCUGGGGGUGUUCGUCUGGUUCGGUGUGGUCCCUCCUCACACCAUCAUCGACUACGAGGAGCUGAAACCUCCAAACCCAGAGUUUGCCCGCGGAAUCCUCAAGUGCGACAUGUCCGACCUGUCCCUCAUACUGUGUCUGAGCUACAGCAUCGUGCUGAUGAUCACCUGCACUGUGUACGCCAUAAAGAGCAGAGGAGUUCCUGAGACCUUUAAUGAGGCCAAGCCCAUCGGCUUCACCAUGUACACCACCUGCAUCAUCUGGCUGGCCUUUGUGCCCAUCUUCUUUGGAACUUCACAGUCCACCGAGAAGAUGUUCAUCCAGACCACCACCCUGACGGUGUCCAUGAGCUUGAGCGCCACCGUGUCCCUGGGCAUGCUUUACAUCCCCAAGGUGUACGUGAUCAUCUUCCACCCAGAGCAGAACGUCCAGAAGAGGAAACGCAGCUUCAAGGCGGUGGUCACGGCGGCCACCGUGUCCACGCGCCUCUCCCAGAAGUCCAACGACAAACAGAACGGAGAGUCCAAGAUGGAGCCGGACAGGUCUCAGUGAUCCAUCAGGACAUGAAUCCAACUCUCUGUAUUUACCUGAUGAGUUUAUCGACUCUUAAACGGACUAAAACAUCAGCCAAGAUGCUGAUGGACGAGCUUUUUCUUCACUCUACAGAAUGCACACAUGAAGCUGACUGAGGAGCCAAACGGGCUGGAACUGAACAGCCUCGGUGCUGAGGACAAAAUUCUGUUCACCAGCAUAAAACCCCACUGCAUGGAUUCUGUGUUUUAUGUAACCACGAAUGUGUUCAAGUAUUGUUUCUACGGGGUGUUGUGACUUGCACAGGAAAGUAGCUGCUCUUCAAACACAAAGUUCAACAGGAGGCAAUAGCAAACCCCAGUCACUUGUCACUAAUGUGGAAAACAAUGUUUGGCAUUUCCCCUUAUUGUAUGUCGAAGUGAGGAACGAGGGUCAGUUUGUACGGCAACACGCCAAACAUCAGGCUGCUUUUGUGUUCAUGCAUGGGAACUUUUUUUAUUUUGUGCCAUUCUUGUUUUGGAAAUAUUAAAAGACACUGAGAACCUAGAAGAAGAAACAGCCCCAAACUGCCAGCCUAUU